GACAGACAGAAACCGUGGCCCUACCCUCCUGCACCUGAUAGUGGGUAUUUACAGCACUUUGCAAGGAGCCUCUGCCUGCUGUAGCUUUCCUUCACUGCAUGGAUUCAGCGGAGUAGACAAUGCUGGAGGGACCAAUGUGUGAGCAGUGAUUUGGAAUACCGCACGGAACCUGGGGACCGUUAUUCCAAAGCAAAAGACAUUUUGGGAAAACUCCAAAGUCCUGACUUCAAAAUGCCACGAUCCUUCCUGGUCAAGAAACAUUUCAAUUCAUCGAAGAAGCCAAAUUAUAGUGAACUGGACACACACACAGUGAUUAUUUCCCCAUAUCUCUAUGAAAGCUACCCAGUACCUGUCAUACCACAACCAGAGAUCCUCAGCUCAGUAGCCUACAACCCCAUUACUGUGUGGACUACAAAUGCUCCAUUCCAUUCACCAUUGCCCAGUGACCUCUCUCCUCUUUCUGGAUAUCCUUCCUCCUUGGGGCGUGUUAGCCCCCCUCCCGCUUCAGACACCUCAUCCAAAGACCACAGUGGCUCAGAAAGUCCCAUCAGUGAUGAAGAGGAAAGAAUUCAGUCCAAGCUCUCAGAUCCACAUGCCAUCGAAGCAGAAAAGUUUCAGUGUAGUUUAUGCAACAAAACCUAUUCCACUUUCUCUGGGCUGGCCAAGCAUAAGCAGCUGCAUUGCGAUGCCCAGUCUAGGAAAUCUUUCAGCUGUAAGUACUGUGACAAGGAAUAUGUGAGCCUGGGCCUGAAGAUGCACAUCAGGACCCACACUUUACCUUGUGUCUGUAAGAUCUGUGGCAAAGCAUUCUCAAGACCCUGGUUGCUUCAAGGACACAUUAGAACUCACACUGGGGAGAAGCCUUUUUCAUGCCCUCAUUGCAACAGAGCAUUUGCAGACAGGUCAAAUCUGAGGGCUCACCUCCAGACCCAUUCUGAUGUAAAGAAAUACCAAUGCAAAAACUGCUCCAAAACUUUCUCCAGAAUGUCUCUCCUGCACAAACAUGAGGAAUCAGGCUGCUGUGUAGCACACUGAGUGAUGCAAUCAUUGUUUACUCGAACUGAAAUGCAUUUCUUCACUCCUAUUCCAAAUGAUAAAUACAAGUCCAAAGGCAUUUUCUCUCCUGCUUUCCAACCAAAUUAGAGAUGUAUAUUUUUUUAAGGUUGAAGACCAUAAAAUCCAUAAGGGUUUCAGGUUACUCACUUCCAUGGGAAGUUCAAAAUUGCCAUACACCUACUAACAUUUCAACUAGAACCUAAGGAAGAAGCAAAAUGAGCUUUCUUCAGACAUGAAGCCCAAAGCACAUGAUCUCUUUUCUUGCUAGGAAAAGAGUGCAAAGAUUUACAUUCCUGCCAAAUCAUUUCAAUAGAGAACAAACAAACAGUAUUAUUUGUAAUAAAGAGUUUCUUUGAGCAAGAGAAUCUGCCCGACACCAUCUAUCUCAGGUGCCUUACAAAGUAUUCCAAGUUUACUUUUUUGAAAUUCCCAAUAUUACUUGUUGCUGUUGUUGAAAUAAGGCCUUUGUUGAUUAUCUGCAAUGCUUUACACUCAAAGAAGCAAAAAUACAAAAGAAUGUAUUAAUGUAUUUCAUGUUUUAGCAUAAACAGUAUGUGCCUUAGGGGAAAGAAAAACUAGUGUUGAACAUUCCUGGUGCAUGCUUGACCCAUGUUUUAGUACAAAAUAGGUUUUCAUUUUUCUCUAAAAUUAAAAAAAAAACUAAAAACAAAACGGGAAUAAGUGCAAGAGAGGGGAUUUUUGGAAGUUCAACUAUGUAUUUUUUUCCUUUUAAAAAUGCACAAAGAAAAUGCAAUAUCUACAGCAUUAGCCCCCUCCAAGUGCCUUUUUUUGUUAAUUGUUGGUGAACAUAAUGUAAAUUUUGUUUUUAUUUUUAUAUGACUGAAUGGGAUAUGUAUGAAAGUGAGCUAUUGCCUAUGGUCACAUCUAUAUGCGACUUGAAGACUGUGUGAAGUAAAAUGUUUCUACAAUUUUUUUAGUCACUUUUUUACAAUAAACAUUUUUUGAGAAAAA
Molecule: messenger RNA, 2028 nt
Organism: Antechinus flavipes (yellow-footed antechinus)
Lineage: Eukaryota; Metazoa; Chordata; Mammalia; Dasyuromorphia; Dasyuridae
Gene: SNAI2
Product: snail family transcriptional repressor 2
Biological process (GO): regulation of DNA-templated transcription
Molecular function (GO): RNA polymerase II cis-regulatory region sequence-specific DNA binding; DNA-binding transcription factor activity, RNA polymerase II-specific
Source: RefSeq, a predicted model, not a curated record